ACGUGACAACGCAUAUCAGGACUGCGUCUUCUUGCACAUGCGGACUAGCAACACCGCACAUGUUUCACCAGAGAACCAGCGCUCCGUUAUAUCGUUAUAGCUUUAUACGCUCCGCUCUCAACUCAUCUUAGUAUUGCACCAUCUUGACCGUGCGAGCGCGGAAUCGUCUCGUAUCGCUCCCCGCGAUACGGGAUGGCGCCACAGUUGAAUGGAGCCCGGGCAAGGCGGCUCAAGAUCGUUACAGAGCCAGUGCGCGAACGAGAGACGUUUAAAUACUACUCAACCCUGACCACUGGAGGUACGUCGAACCAUAGCGGUGAACCGACUUCGAGUUCCGAGCUGUCGAGUUGCGACGACGCUGUCCUUACGGCCCUCGCCCAGGCCGGAGCCUUCCAGACGGGGACUGAUCGAUCGCUCAUUUCCCUGUUUGAUUCCGAUAACCAAUAUAUUGUCGCCGAAGCAACACAAUCUUCGCGGUUGUUGCCAUCAGUGAGGAGCGGGGACUGCCGCCAGCCCCUAUGGCUGUGCGGCACCUCUAUUCCUCGCAGCCAUGGCGUCUGCGAGCUUAGCCUCCUCGGCGAGAACACCACCCGGACAGAUGAGGCAAGGAGCGAGACGUCGACGGAACUACCACUCACCCUGGCGGACGACUUGGUCAUAGAUCCUCGAUUUUGCUCCAAACCCUACUGUCAACCCGGAACCCUGUGCCGGUUUUAUGCCGCCGUACCCAUCCGAACGCGACGGGGCAUCAAUAUCGGCGUGUACUGUGUCAUUAAUGAAACUCCAGGCAAAGUCUGGACCGAGGAGUAUACUCAAACAUUACGCGACAUAUCCCAUACUAUAAUGGAUCAUCUCGAGUCAAAACGAUUGGGAGAUUUACAUAGAAGGAAUGAACGCAUGAAUCGAGGCUUAGGGUCCUUCAUCGAAGGCAAAUCGACGCUAUCCGGCUGGCAACCUGGCCCUCAUGCGGCAGCUUUUGUCGAUAAACCCGCAUUUGAGGGUGACCUUAAUCAUAAACAACAGUCCCUGCAGCUCGAACAAAAUGACCUGGCGAAUAAUGCUGCCAAGUCUGGAAUAUUACCCAUUGCGGCAUCAGUCGAUCCAACCGUUCCUCCUAGGCAGAACGCGGAAGCACGGUCAUUUGGGGGUUCUUUCCGACAUAUUGAACGUCCGUUAGAAAAUAGGGAUGGCAUGUUGGACUGUGAAAGCCCAACUGGUGUCUUUUCGAAAGCUGCCAAUAUUAUCAGGGAGUCAACAGAGGUUGAAGGAUGCUUGUUUGUCGAUGCCACGAUGGAGGCUUAUCGAUCUCCAUCACGGACUAGUACCAACGUCAACUCGAUGGGACUAUUUUCUGCGGCAAGCAGUAGCGAUGACAGUUCAGAUCAUGCACCUGGCGAGCAAUCUUGGCGGCAUUGCAGGGUACUUGGGUAUUCGACUUCCGAGAAGUCAAGCAUCGACGGAGAUUCAUCAAAGCAACAUGCCACAGCGUUGCCGGAAAAAUUUCUAGCCAAGCUGCUGCAGAGAUAUCCUAAAGGCAAGGUUUUCAAUUUUGGCGCAGAUGGAGUGCUUCAAUCCUCUGACUCAUCCGAAGAAGAUGGGAACUUCUCGACGUCAGAGCUUACUGAAAUACUUCCUUUACUAUCUGACAGCCGGGACAAUAUGCCUAACGUAUCCAUGCGUGAUAAAUCUCUAAAGAAGCCAUGGGCUCGACACCGAGAGGGGAGCGUUCUCAUGAAAGCUUUCCCCGGUGUUCGAAGCGUCGCAUUUACCCCGGUUUGGGACCCGAGGAAAGAUCGAUGGUAUGCCGGUUGUUUCAUCUAUACCAACAUUCUAACCCGAAGCUUUACCGUCGAGGGUGAACUAAGCUAUUUGAGAGCAUUCGGAAUGCUCACUAUGGCUGAGAUCUUGCGUGUCAACGACUGGCAAGUUGAUAAAGCAAAGUCUGAUAUUCUCGGGUCGCUCUCACACGAACUACGCUCCCCCCUUCACGGGAUUAUAUUGAGCGCCGAAUUACUAGGCGACACAAGACUCAGCGUCUUCCAAGGUAACGCCGCUCACACCAUAGAAGUAUGCUCUCGCACACUUCUCGACACUAUAGAUCAUCUCCUCGACUAUUCCAAGAUUAACAGCUUCGCGAGGAGGGGUUCCAAAUCGAAAGUUAGUCGCGGACCUCAACCUGUUGCAGUUGUGGACGACUCGGGACAAUUUUGCGAGAAGAGCCUAACGUGCAACACUCAGCUUGACCGUCUUAUUGAGGAAGUGACUGAAAGCGUUUUUGCUGGCUAUACGUUUCAGUACUUGUCCAUUACGCAGCCUUCUGUAAGGCAAGCCAAAUCGAUAGAUCGCGACGGCAUGGCCAGUCACCAGUCAAAUCCCAUGCAAACUAUAGUCCAAUUUGACCCGGUACCAGCUGCUGGUGUAGGGUUGAGCCAAGAAUUCGGAGAAGUGUCAGUUAUAUUAUCUAUCGAUGCUCGCCAAAAUUGGUCUUACUUUGUUCAAGUUGGAGCUAUUCGCCGUAUUGUCAUGAAUAUAUUCGGCAACGCAUUAAAAUACACGCUUCGAGGCACAAUCAAAGUCUCCUUAACGCAAGAGAGACGCUCUAUCCAACGCAGGGGGAAAGAGCAGGUUGUCAAAUUUACCGUUCAAGAUACAGGGAAGGGUAUUAGCCCCGACUUUCUCCAACACGAGCUCUUUCGUCCGUUUAGCCAGGAAGACACUUUAACACCAGGUACUGGCCUCGGCCUAAGUCUUGUGAAGCAGAUUGUGUCGCAGUUGCGAGGAGAAGUCUCGAUACAGAGUCAAGUUGGUAUUGGGACUACGGCAUCCGUCAUUCUCCCAUUAGAGCAGGUUUCGCAAUCUCCAGAAAAGGCCCUUCUGGGCUCAGAAGACGAUCAAAUGUUUGAGGAGCAGGUCCGAGACCUUAAAGGGCUGCGUAUCGGGCUUUCGUUGUCGAACCAUAAUGGGGACGGUAGCAUCUCCGACUGGCAGAAAUCAGUACCAGACAUUUGCCGCGAAUGGCUUAUGAUGGAGAUUGUCUCCAACAUGCCUGGUACAACUACAGCAGAUAUUUUGCUGUGGUCGCAAGAUGAGCUGCCAAGCUUGUCUACGGACAUACAGGCGCUUGCCAAGACCCCUAAUGUGGUUAUCUGCCCCAAUGCUUUGGUGGCUUAUCGCCAGUCGCAGAUUUUUGAAGCAGCUGAUUAUGCUGCGGUUUUUGAGUUCAUUUCUCAACCAAUCGGUCCUCGCAAACUUGCUCGGGCGCUAUUUCUUGCGUAUACACGAUGGAUGAAUUUCUCCGACUCCCCGACGAGAAGUUAUGCAACCCCAUCAUCAGUCAAACGACCGGACAGUCUUCACAGGACGCAAAGUUCCUUUACUAUAACGAAUACGAGCAGGCCAGCUGGAGGUAGAGUGUCAUCGUACUCACACAGCGCCAGUUCGAGCCCCACAGACUACGAUGACACGUCGGUAUUCUCCGAUGUGAAGGACGAAACGUCGGUGAACUCGACGACACCUGACGAACCUUCGACUUCUGAACCUCCCGAUCCAUUCACCAAGUUCUUGCUUGUCGACGACAAUCAUAUCAAUUUGAAGGUGCUGUCCACUUAUUUGAAGAAACUCGGUGUAGAAUAUGACCUUGCAAUGAACGGAAAAGAAGCGGUUGAUCUGUUUUGUCUAUCCUACCGUACGUACACCUGCGUUUUGAUGGACAUUUCCAUGCCGGUCAUGGAUGGAUUCGAGGCUACGAGGUAUAUACGGGCCCACGAGGUUCGGGAGGAUCAGCAUCGUGUCCCUAUCAUUGCGCUCUCCGGUCUGGCCUCGGAAGACGCCCAUCGGGAAGCGAUUGGCAGUGGAAUGGAUCUUCUCCUUACGAAGCCAGUCAAAUUGAAAGCUUUAGGCAGUUUAUUGAGCUCGAUGGGGAUUAUAAACGUUUAGCCAGCGACCUUUGAAUGAAACCCGCUCUGUUGGUCUUGCACCGCACGCGGAGGACUACUUUGAACAAGGGUCUGAACGUUGCAAUACGCACGUGCCGUCACGACCAUGCCAGAUUGUGGCUACUUCAAUUGAAUGUUCGUGUCAAUGUAUGAUCCUGCAUCCAGAUGUAGAGGCUGAGAUCCACCCUACUUUGCACCCGAAAUUUUUAUCGAAGACUAGCGCCAACAUAGGCUGCAAAUCCGUUUGCUGGCUUCAUGGCCCGAGCAGUUGUUUGUCCAAGGCUAGAUUUAUACAGUUUUGAUAUGCUCUACGAUACUGCAAUUUCUAAUGUCGGCUGACAAUAGAAGCGCAAUGCGUCUCUAUAGCCGACACUAAGUUUGAAUCGGAGGUGGAUUCACGAACGAGGGCUAAGGCGCGGACCUAAUGGUCGCUGCUGUGCUGGUAAAAAGCAAGGCAUCGCGACAUCCGAAAGAAGAAGUACUUCGUGCCGGACGCAACACUCCAGCAUACGCAUCUCGGAAGAGGCGAGUUGGGUAUGUAGGACAUCAUGCUGGGGGUGCAGGAGGAGGUAUUUCUGUAGGUUUAAGGCCCGCCCGGGGGAUAUAUGAAGGGAAUUGUCGUGGAUGGGCAUGUUUGCAUUCCUAACGACGUGUUUGUGAACGAUGUGAUAGGCGGUGAGGCGAGAUUCGAUGGUGUGGUGAAGGUUUAGUGGCUUGUUCGCUGAGUUAGCGACCUUUGUGGUUGAUUUAUCUGUCGUCUGCCUGUUCAUUCCACAAUGCCCUAGCAGAUAACGAAGAAACACGUAAAGCGUAAAUGCGGACUGAGAAGAUUAUGAAACAAAUCCCAAGAAUCGAUCCUUAUGUCAUUGUUUGGAGUUUGGACAAUUGAGAAAAAUGUAGGAGCAUCUGACGACUUUAUAUUUUAGAAUGGGACUCGCAAGCGUCAUCAUUACUACGGAACAGAAGCUAGGAAAUCAAUGCACGGUAGAUUUAGUUUUUGUCAACUCCUUGACAAAAAAGCCAUCUAAAAAGAGAGUCAGUGACAAAAUGUACCAAAGCCAUGGAAAUACAUACUUAUAGCAGUUGCUCGUGAAGAAAUCCGGGCUAACUCGUCCAAGAUGCGUCAAAUCGACAUGUCCAACGCCAUGAGCACCAUCUAUGAGACUUAAAAUUUGCUGAGUUUUGCAAGUUUCCACCAUUGCUUCCCACGGAAAUCGUGCUCCAGGGAAAGUGAGUACCGUAUCAAACAUGGCGAGCUUGACUGUCUUUCCGUCGUUUUUCAAAUCCUCUACCGUAUUAAUAAACUUAGAAAUGAUAUCUUCAUCCUCUUCCGGAUAAUCGAUAUGAACACAUACCCUCUCGAUAUGCUCAGUUUCGCACAAGGAGUCGAUCGUCUUCUCACACGCUCCAUAUAUUGUGCUGAAGUGAAUGAUCACAUCUCCCUUCUGAUAUACGAGGUUGCGUAGGA
Messenger RNA from Pseudogymnoascus verrucosus, 5403 nucleotides. RefSeq lists its product as uncharacterized. Gene Ontology annotation, molecular function: phosphorelay sensor kinase activity; protein binding. Lineage: Eukaryota; Fungi; Ascomycota; Leotiomycetes; Thelebolales; Thelebolaceae. Gene Ontology annotation, biological process: phosphorylation; phosphorelay signal transduction system. The record is from RefSeq and is a predicted model, not a curated record. The transcript has 3 exons. Bases 193 to 3936 code for a protein of 1247 amino acids.